CCACAGGGAAGCGCUUCCGGGUGCUGCCCCCGGAAGGGCUCCGGCUGAGGCGGCGGAGGGAGCGGGGCCGGCGGCGGCGGGGCCGGGUCCGGCUGCGGGGCAUGGGGAGGAACGGGAGAGAGAUGGAAGAGGAGGACGUGAGAGUAGGUUAACGCUGGCUGCUGACGCACCGGGACGGCUCGGGGAUGGCCUCUCCGUUGGCUGGGCCCACAGCAGUGGCGGAUGUAAUAAAAGAUGUAGACACGCAGAUAGCUUUGAUUGGUUCGGGUCCCCACAACCCCAAGAAGAAGCAGGACCUGGACAAGCUUUACGACCUAAAAGCUAAAGCCCAGCAGAUUAUGAACCAGUUUGGCCCUUCUACCUUGAUCAACCUCUCCAACUUCUCCUCGAUAAAGCCAGAACCGGCCAGCACCCCCCCGCAGAGCUCCAUGGCCAACAGCACCACCGUGGCCAAGAUGCCCGGGACGCCCAGCGGAGGAGGGCGGCUCAGUCCCGAAAGCAACCAGGUUUUAACCAAGAAGAAGCUGCAGGACCUGGUGCGUGAGGUGGACCCAAACGAGCAGCUGGAUGAAGAUGUGGAGGAAAUGCUGUUGCAGAUCGCCGACGAUUUCAUAGAGAGCGUGGUGACGGCUGCCUGCCAGCUCGCGCGGCAUCGCAAGUCCAACACCCUGGAGGUGAAGGACGUCCAGUUGCACCUCGAGCGUCAGUGGAACAUGUGGAUCCCAGGCUUUGGUUCUGAAGAAAUCAGACCCUACAAAAAAGCCUGCACUACAGAAGCUCACAAACAGAGAAUGGCACUGAUUCGCAAAACCACCAAGAAAUAGCCCCUGGGAAGAGCUGGGAGAUGACGCCAGUGCAUUUUGGGAUAUCUGCCUCUCCACUGAAGCCUCCACGAUGCCAUCCACGGGAUAUUUUUUUUAAUGCUUUACAGAGAAGCAUAUAUUUUUUAUUAACGGUGCAGCAAUAUCUGACUUUACGAGAUCUGCCAAAAACAUUCUACGCCCCCGUCCUCAUUCCCUGUAAGAGCGCAACAUAUCUCAAAAACAAAGACUUUUAUUUGUGACUUGAAAGUGGUUUAUCGUAUAAGUGAUUAUCCGAGGGCCAGAGCAUUUGAUCUUGUGUGGGACAGUAUUAGAAGCAUCUGUAGAGGUUUUUGUUUCCUCCUUCCUGCCCCUACCUGCUCCAGUACUUUGUAAUGUCAGUGUUUAUAUAAAUACUUGCGUUUGUUUUACAUGAAUAAAGAAAUUAUUAAUCUAAA
Messenger RNA from Anas platyrhynchos (mallard), 1258 nucleotides. RefSeq names its product TATA-box binding protein associated factor 12 (gene TAF12). Lineage: Eukaryota; Metazoa; Chordata; Aves; Anseriformes; Anatidae. The record is from RefSeq and is a predicted model, not a curated record. Gene Ontology annotation, biological process: RNA polymerase II preinitiation complex assembly; DNA-templated transcription initiation. Gene Ontology annotation, molecular function: DNA binding; TBP-class protein binding; protein heterodimerization activity. Gene Ontology annotation, cellular component: transcription factor TFIID complex; SAGA complex.